AACCACCGGAGAAUUCUCAUUUCUCAAUUUUGCACUGCGCCAUCGUUUUCAGUAAGCAGUAACUCAAUUGAAGAAAAAGAAGAAAACCUCCUUUUACUUGCAUACGCUUUUUUGUUUUUAUUAUCUCUAUCUCUCUCUUGUCCUCGUUAAUCUCACCGUCACGCGCUGCCGCGUAUUUCGUCACCGUUUAAUCACCGAAAGCAAGCUACCUGAUUGGAGCCUUUGGUUUGAAACUUGAAACUUGAAACGGACGGUUACAUUGCAAGUUGUGCCGCUUUUCUCAGCUGAAUCAGUUAGUUUCUUCAUCUAUGUGUGGUGUUGGAAGGAGGAUUAGGAGGAGCAUAGGCUUUGUCGCUGCCAUAGCUGGAUGUGCAUCGGGUGCAGGAUAAAUGCGCUACACCGGGGAUCUAGGGUUUUCGAGCCUGGUCCUUUUGGUGCUGUUGCUGCUGCUGAUUUGUCUUGUUUUUCCGGCGAUCGGAUUCUUUUAUGUCCGCCGUAAAUGGCGGAUUUCAGUGGCUAGGAAGGAAGAGAUCAGGAGGCUUCUGAUUUUGGCUGCUGAGGAAACUGCCAGGGCCGAGAGAGAGGCCACGUAUGGUUACGGUGCCGCGGCGGAAACCGCCGUCAAAAGCAAUCAGUGUGCCGUGUGCUAUGUUCCCGCCACCGCACGCUGCGCUCAGUGCAAAUCGGUUCGCUACUGUUCGUUUGAGUGUCAAACUCUUCAUUGGCGCCAAGGGCACAAAUUGGAAUGCCGUCUGCAAAGAAUACUUCGGCAGAGUGAUGUAGUUAGUGAUCUUGGCAACAAGGUAACCGAGCAAGAAUUCUCUAGAAUCGCUGACCAGAAGUCUGAAAUUGCAGGUGCAGAGCAUGAAGCGUCCGGUGAAAACCAACAAACUUCAGUCGCUGGUGUUUCUUCUAAAGUUUUAUAUGGAAAAAAUGAAAAUGUAAGAGAUGAGUGCCUUGCAGGGGGAACUAUAACAGAUUCUAAUUCUGAGUUGUCAAGUAACUCUUUUUCUGGCUUCUCAGCUUCUCCAAGUGCUAGUGAAUCAUCUGAUGACUCCUCUAUUUGUGAGAGUGUUAUAUCAAACGAGCAUGACCAAUCUGAUGGACCAAUUUUUGUUGAUUCGACACUUGACAUUCCAGAUAGCACUUCAAGUGACGGUAGCAUGGUUGUAGCUAUGUCUUCAUCACCCAAAUUUGCCAGUUUGGUUGAAUCAGUUGAUGGUUUUUCGACAAUGCGUAAAUUAAAUGAAAGUAGAUCUGGUCCUUGUAAAGAAGAAGGAAAACUUGCAAAAAAUGGUACUUCAGGUUCAGGUAUGCUGAAGGGGGCAACAAUCAAGCCUUCCAUAGUGUCUUCUGGGUUCUGGGAUAGAACUCUUGGCACAACUGGGAUUGAAGAAGAUGCCAACAGUGACACUUCUCCAUCCCAUUCGGAUGAAUCCACUCACAAUACAGGAUCUGAUUCUCAGUCAUUUCGCUUUUCGUUUAGUUCCAUCGCUCUUAUGCAAGCACAAGAUAGUGAGGCAAAGGAUUUUGUAUCUGAUAAUCCUUCUCCCAAUACUGUUGGGGACAAUGUGCCUUGCUCAGGAUCAGCAUCAACGGAGAAUGACAGAGAUACAGUGAAUUCUUCAAAGGCUACAAAUCUUAAAUUCAUGAACAGCAAAGAUUCCAUACUUCCAAACCCUGCUGCUGCCCCUGUUUAUGAAUCUGAUCAAUUGGGAUCUAAAGGCAGCUCUGUGCAACCCUUAUCUUGUCUCUACCCACCAUCCCCCAGUCUUAGCAAAGGUUCAGGUUGUGAAGAUUCUUUGAACGUCCAUAACUUGCAAUCGUAUAUUUCUAUGGCAUCAAAUCGUGUUGUAGGAAACCAUGGCAUCAAUUCUAAGUCUGCUGAAAUUAGAUGCCUGACACGUGACCUUGAUUCUAAUUUAGUCCGUAGAACUGAUGCUCACUCAAAUUCCAGUACAAAACAUGUGAAUAAUGGUAAUCAAUCUGCCACUAGUAUGUCGUCUGGGGGUGUUAGCUGUUCUGCAAAUUCUAAGAGUGGCUUGAAAUCAUCUGUUUUAAAAGUUGUUGAUCAGUUCCGAGGAUCAAAUUUCUCAAAGCAGUUUCCACUAGUUUGGAAUGAUACCGCAGGAAAACAAAGUGAUAAGGGUCUUUUUCCUUACGAAUUGUUUGUCAAGAUUUAUAACUCGAACAAGGGGGAGUUUAGCCCAUUUGGUCUUAUAAAUUGUGGGAACAGCUGUUACGCCAAUGCUGUACUCCAGUGCUUAGUAUUUACACCACCCCUGACUGCAUAUUUUCUUCAAGGACUACAUUCUAAAGCAUGUGCAAAUAAAAAAUGUUUCAACUGUGAGUUUGAAAGUUUGAUUUUGAAGUCAAAGGAUACAAAAUAUCCACUCUCUCCUAAGGGCAUACUCUCCCAACUAAGGAGAACUGGAAGUCAACUUGGUAAUGGCAAAGAAGAAGAUGCACAUGAAUUUCUAAGGCAUGCCAUUGACACAAUGCAAUCUGUUUGCCUUAUGGAUGCUGGGGUUGAUGUAUGUGGUUCAUUGGAAGAGGACACUACUUUAAUUGAUCUAACAUUCGGGGGUUACCUUAGAUCAAAGAUAAAAUGCAUGAAAUGUGGAGGGAAAUCUGAGCGUCAGGAAAGGAUGAUGGAUCUUACUGUUGAGAUAGAAGGGGACAUAGCAACCCUACAGGAAGCUCUUCGACGAUUUACAAGUACCGAGUCUUUGGAUGGAGAAAAUAAGUACCACUGUGUCAGAUGUAAAUCUUAUGAGAAGGCCAAGAAGAAGCUGACAAUUUCUGAGGCACCUAAUGUUCUUACAAUUGCAUUAAAGAGAUUCCAGUCAGGAAAGUUUGGGAAGCUUAACAAGCCUAUCCAGUUUCCUAAAACUCUUGACUUGGCUCCUUUCAUGAGUGGGACUAGUGAUAAAUCACCUAUAUACAGACUGUAUGGUGUAGUUGUUCACUUGGAUAUCAUGAAUGCUGCCUUUUCUGGUCACUAUGUGAGCUAUGUGAAGAAUAGUCAAAACAAGUGGUUCAAGGUUGAUGACAGUGUGGUGACACCUGUUGAGGUGGAGAGAGUCUUAACAAAAGGAUCAUAUAUGCUUUUUUAUGCAAGGUGUUCACCCAAGGCUCCAAGAUCAAUCAGAGGCAAGACACUGUCCCCAGAAUCAAAAGGCAAAGUAACCCAAAAGACCGCAACGAAAACUCGGAAUGUAUCUAUAACUUCUGGUCCUGCUGAAUAUAUCAGUAGUCCAGAUGGUUCACCCACCUUGGACUCCUUCUAUUCAAAGUUUCACCACCUGAAGAGAGUUUUAGAAGAUGACUCGUCAAGUGACAAUUCAUCGCUAAUCAGCAGUAAUUCUGACUUAGGUUCUUGCAGCACCGAUAGCACUCAUGAUUCGACCACCACAGAUGAGUUCUCCAAUUAUAUUUUCGGUGAUUCAAGGGUUGGCUGGGGUAGCCCAUGGAGGAACUCCGAAUCCGACACCUCAUCCUCCACCUCUUCCUCAUCUUCUCCCCUGAACUUCAGGCAUUCACCCCUAGCCGAUAUGGAUCGAUAUGAUUCAGUUUCUCCUGGUUUAAGUGCAGAUAUAGAUGGCAAUUUGUACAGGAACAAAAUGGGGCAUGCAGAAAGAAAAGGAGGUGUUGUGCCUCUCUCACAUUCAGACACUCUACACCAUAGGAAGUUAGAAAGUACUAGGGUUAGCAGCAACAGUAAUUUUAGGGAUACUAACUCUCAUCAGAGACUAGGAUCUAACCAUUUUAAUGGCAUAAGCUCUGGUGCACCUUGUAGAAAGCCAAGGGACAGAACGGAUUGAAAUAUUUAUUUAGUUUUAAUCUAUAGGUAGGCCGGUGCAGUAUAUAAUGAGGUAUAGUCUACCAUUUAUGUAAUGUACUCAAAAGAUGGCGUUCUUAUAGAAAGGAAUUAGCCAUCAACAUUUUGCUUCUCACUUAAAUAGAUGUAGUAGGUAUAUAGAUUAAUUACUGUAACUAAUAAGUCUUAUCAUUCCAUUUUUCUGAAAGAAAAACUUGAACA
Arachis stenosperma is the source of this 4042-nucleotide messenger RNA. RefSeq names its product ubiquitin carboxyl-terminal hydrolase 17. The coding region runs from base 390 to 3824 and encodes 1144 amino acids. Gene Ontology annotation, biological process: protein deubiquitination. NCBI's taxonomy places the organism in Eukaryota, Viridiplantae, Streptophyta, Magnoliopsida, Fabales, Fabaceae. Gene Ontology annotation, cellular component: nucleus; cytosol. The transcript is spliced from 11 exons. Gene Ontology annotation, molecular function: cysteine-type deubiquitinase activity; cysteine-type endopeptidase activity. The record is from RefSeq and is a predicted model, not a curated record.